UAGAUAUUAUGUAUUUGCCAUUUAAAUGAUGAAGGUGUUGUGUUCCAUUUAAGAGAGCUGUAUUAUCAUUAUUUAAAAUAACCAAUGCUUUUUUACUUCUACGAAAUCUUAAAAUAUCCUUUAAUUGCAAUCAAAUAUAAAGAAUUGUGGUUAUCGGUUGUAAGGUAGAACAGGAUAAGGAAAAUUACAUAAAUAUUUCUAUGCGCAAGUAUAAUGAAAAAUCAAAGCAAUUACAUCUAUUGAAAUUAUAAAAACAGAAAAGAAGAAAAUGACAAAUAUUGUUUUUGGAAUAAAAAAAUUCAAUUCCGAAUGUUGGACGGUUAUUUUUGCGGAGGUAUACGGUGCCGUGGUUUACAUAGAUCGUUAUGCGACUGAAUGCUUACACUGGUACGCAGCUGGCAAUGGUUACAUGGCUUUGAAAAAUGCUGGUGCGAUUGCGGUUCACGAGCUCGGCAUGUAUCAUUUUCGAUAUCCGGAAGUCAAAGAUGCCAAGAAAGCUGUUAUCGUGUCCACAACAGGUGAUCCGGCAUUCUAUCAGCGAACAAUCAAAAUGAUUUUAGCUAAAAAUACGUUCAACAGUUUGACAAUAUAUUGUAGUAUUCCAUGUUGCACUACUAAUUAUCCUGCAACCCAUUCAAAACAAGAUAAGUUGAAUUACAUUAAAUUAAAAAAAGAUAUCGAAGCUUGGAUGAUCUCGAAAAACAUGUUGCAGGAUCCUUCUGUUAGCAUCAUCCAUGUACCACUUUUAAUUGCUCCUUUGAACGAUCAUCUGUUUGUGACACCUCCAUUUGGAGAUUUAAUGCCACCUUUAAACACAAGUAUCGUGGAAGAUACAUCUGCAGAGAUAUGUCUUAUAGCAAAUUCAUUUUACAAAUUAUUCGACAGUCUUAAUGCCAAAAUAGAAGUGUAUUCUGUUGGGAAGUUGAGCGAUCUCUUAGCAGAAAAUUUGGAGAACUACUUUGUUAAUGGUGUUCAUCAAAAUCAUUCGUCGCGAGUCAAAGAAGUAGGAGUAUCACUUAUUUUAUUGGAUCGAACGUUAGACCUCUGUACUCCUACUAGCAAUAAUACGGAGUCGUUUCUCGCCAAAGUAUUGGGAGCACUUCCACGUUUGCCACAGCACAAUAACGAUGUAGCGAUUAAUAUGUCUCCCGCAUUUGGAACGACAGAGGGAAUUUUACGAAUGUACAAAGUACCUGGAUGUUUAGCGAGUAUAGAGAAAUCUAUGAUCAAUUUCUUUGUUUCGGAAAAUGAAAAAAAGUUAUUAACUACGGCAAAUCAGAUGUUGAACAAUAUCUCUAUGAAGGAUAGUUCAAAAUUGAGAACACCAGUGAGAAUUUCCGGUCAUAGUUUAGAAAAAGCUGUUAACAAACUUCAAGGUACAAACAGCAUCGAUUCUAUGAUGAACUAUAUAGAAAAGAUGCAGGCUAUUAUGGCGAUAGUUGAAGCAUCAAUUUCGCAGAAAACCAGUCAGUUUGAAUUCCUUACCAGCUUAGAGAAAUUGGCAUUGCAAAAUCUUUCCGUGAGCCGGGAGUCCUCGAGUAUACUCGCGCAAUUGAGUAACGUUGUACGAACCCGCAAUUUUCGAAGACUCGAUAUCGAAAAUUUGUUAGCAUUGUUGAUACACGUUUACGCCCUUGCGGGAACGCAAAUUCGAUUUUCCACACAACAAGAACAACAAUUGGAGGAAUCACUCGCAGCUGCAAUUUUCGAAGACUUUGAAACGUUCAAAAAGAAUCCAUCGACCAACAAAAUAUCAACUUCUCAACGGACAUUACUAUUACUGGGAGCAACUGACGCGGCCGCAGCACGUGAAACGUCGCAUAAAAUAGCGGCGCGUAUCAUUCAUACUCUUCAAUUAAUCGCAAAACAACGCUCAUUUUUGCAAGAUUACAGAUUCCUCAUGAUAAAAACAACUUCGCAAGAAACAAUCCGGCAUGUUAGCAUUGUGGAACAGAUAAUCGAAGACAUCUUUCAUACGAGUACAAGUCGAGAACUGCGUGAUCUACGCCAACGGUCGUCUUCGCUAAUUUCAGCUGGCUUCAACUUAUUAUUAAGAGGUAAAGCAAAGCGUCAUCCUCGUGACAAUCCCUAUAUUUUAUUGUACAUUAUUGGAGGGUUUACCGCAGAAGAAGCAAAAUUAAUACAAGAAGUCUCUUUGAUUCCGAAUAAAAAUGAGACACCCCAUGUAAUAUUAGCAGGAUCACGACUGUUAAAUCCAUUAGAUAUCGUAGAUAAGAUAUUGUUCCACUGACACAUUUUGUUCCGGAUAUGAAAUGUAUAAAUAGAAUGAAAUUUAUCCUUCUCCUUAGUCGAUUUCCCAUUUAAUACCACUCGCCGACACAGAGUAACAGAUAUGUUUAAUAGCUUCCCCCCUUUCUAAUGUACAUGUGAAUUUUCGUAAUCCGUUUGCUUUGCGUAAAUGUAUCUUACAUUCUGUGUCAUUCGUAGAGGGAUCUAUUGUACUUCUUUUAGCUUUGUAAUUAAUGGUACUUUCAUAAGGUUUGGUAUAUACUGUUACAACAUUAAACAAGUUUGUCUGCUUUUUGACGAGUUUUAAUAACCUUUUUAUAUAAGUAUCGAUUGUAACAACAUUGUUUUCGCGCUCCUGCCAGUAAUAAGCCGUCAUACUAUCGAUUGCUAAAAGGGCAAUUUUGGCAUUACUAAGAAACAUAUCGUCCAAUGUACGCAACAUCAGAAGAAAUUGUUCGCUAUGA
Messenger RNA from Nomia melanderi (Alkali bee), 2714 nucleotides. Its product is annotated as sec1 family domain-containing protein 2. NCBI's taxonomy places the organism in Eukaryota, Metazoa, Arthropoda, Insecta, Hymenoptera, Halictidae. The record is from RefSeq and is a predicted model, not a curated record. Gene Ontology annotation, biological process: vesicle-mediated transport.